Messenger RNA from Aspergillus nidulans FGSC A4, 594 nucleotides. RefSeq names its product fumarylacetoacetate hydrolase family protein. The coding region runs from base 1 to 594 and encodes 197 amino acids. Lineage: Eukaryota; Fungi; Ascomycota; Eurotiomycetes; Eurotiales; Aspergillaceae. The record is from RefSeq and is a predicted model, not a curated record. The transcript has 4 exons. Gene Ontology annotation, molecular function: catalytic activity.
AUGGCCACAUUCGAAUACCUCUUUCACUUUGGUACAGAGGAAGGCGAAGAGUACUUCACAAAAUGUAACUCGACUAAUCCUGACAUUGGAACCUUAGUCAACUCAUUCUUUACUCUUGAGGACUUGUUGGGGGAUAAGAACCCAAAGCAGGCGACUGUAGCCAAGCUUAAUAUCCAUUCCAAUCCCCCGUUAUGGACCAAGCCUUCGGCACACUAUCAGCACCAAACGAAACGAUCCUCGGAGAGCUUGUAUUCGUUACUUCACGCGGGUUUCGAGACAUCACAUCUGAAGAUUUAUAUCCUCGGAUACACCACCGGCAAUGACCCCUCCUGCCGCUUCUUCCAACUCCCUGAACAGUCCGGCGGCCAAUUUUUCUACGCCAAAGCAUUCGAUAAGUUCGCACCGAUAGGGCCAGUUCUUGCGAGCCCACAUAUCUACAACGCGGCAAAGGCAACGGCUACCCUGAUAACCCGGAUCAACAGAGAAGUGAAGAAAAACACUCUCAUCAGAGACGAUAUGGUCUUUUCUGCAGAGCGAAUGCUGAGUUGGAUGAGCCAAACCUGCCUCACCUCUAAUACUCGCCUCAAUGUUUGA